Messenger RNA from Pyrus x bretschneideri (Chinese white pear), 1299 nucleotides. Its product is annotated as putative axial regulator YABBY 2. Gene Ontology annotation, biological process: cell fate commitment; multicellular organism development. The transcript has 7 exons. NCBI's taxonomy places the organism in Eukaryota, Viridiplantae, Streptophyta, Magnoliopsida, Rosales, Rosaceae. The record is from RefSeq and is a predicted model, not a curated record. Bases 581 to 1063 code for a protein of 160 amino acids. Gene Ontology annotation, cellular component: nucleus.
CUUUCCCAUAAAACCACCUUUUAUAAAUCCAUAUUACAAAAACCACUACUUACAUUUUACAUCUAUUCCCACUCCACUCCGACCAGACUAGUCCCAUCCUCACUCUCUCUCUCUUCUUCUCUCUCUCAUAAAAAGUUCUUGCUUUCUCAUCUUUUGUCUUUGUGUUCAUUUCUCUGUACAUUUUUAUUUCUUUAAUAAUAACAAAUUAUAUCUUGUUUCUUUUUUCUGUUUCACACCUUAGCCUUUCUCUCUCAAGAAAUACUACCUGAUCAGGCUAUAAAUUACAAAUUAAGCUUUGAAAUAUUAAGUCAAUGGAUUUGAUGGCAUCCGAACGCGUUUGUUAUGUUCACUGCAACUUCUGCAACACCAUUUUAGCGGUUUUGAAUACCAAUGAAGAACAGAAGGCACCUUUUCCUUACUCUUUAUAAAAACCUGUGAAUAGAGUCUAAGGAGGGACGGAGGGACGGAGGAGAGAGAGAGAGAGAGAGAGAGAGAGAGAGAGAGAGCAGCAGCAGCAGCAAAUAGUGCUUCUUUUUCUUCUUUGUUUCAUCACAAGGUGAGUGUUCCAUGCAAUAGUUCAAUGAAUAUGGUGACGGUGAGAUGUGGGCAUUGUGCCAAUCUGCUCUCUGUUAAUACUGGAGGUUCCCUUCAGUCGACUACAAUUCCUCCUCAUCAAGAUCCCCAGUUACAGAAACAACACCUGAGCUCUGAGGAUUCAAAUAAGAACUGCGGCUCAUCAUCAUCAUCAUCCAAAUCCAACAAGUUUGGUCAUGCAUUUGAGUCUCUAGAGCUUCAUGACCAACCUAGAAUCUCUCCCAUAAACCCACCAGAGAAAAGACAGCGGGUUCCUUCAGCAUAUAACAGGUUUAUCAAGGAGGAGAUCCAAAGGAUUAAGGCUAGUAAUCCUGACAUUAGCCAUAGGGAAGCUUUUAGCACAGCAGCUAAAAAUUGGGCACAUUUUCCCCACAUUCACUUUGGAUUAAAGCUGGAUGCCAACAGGGAACCAAAGCUAGACCAGGCUUUUGCAGGAGAGGGAACUCAAAAGUCUAAUGGCUUCUACUAAAACAAAACCGGUAUAUACAAUAUACCCCCUCCUGUGAGAAGCAUCUGCAGGCUUCUCUCUCUCUAUAUAUGUAUGUAUGAUGCAACUACUAAAAAAUAUUGAGGUUGAUGAAGUCUCCUAACCCUACAGCUGGGAAACCUCUUUAGAACCUCACUUUGUUUUUACUAUCUAUAGCUACGUGUUUAAAUUGACUUUCCCUAACUGCAAGAAGCAAAUAUACUAUUGUGGUUCGUUCA